Molecule: messenger RNA, 2682 nt
Organism: Clonostachys rhizophaga
Lineage: Eukaryota; Fungi; Ascomycota; Sordariomycetes; Hypocreales; Bionectriaceae
Source: the annotation of a GenBank genome assembly
AUGCCUUCAGGCUCGGUACCGGAGCUUCAGCAGAAGAUUUUCAAGCGCAUGGGAAUAGAUGUCCCAGAGCCAAAGCAACCGCGCAGACCUGGGCAGCCUGGGGGAAGUUUCCGAAACCAAACCUCGUCUCGCAAAGAGCAACGGAGGGCCGACAGGAACCACAAGAAAUCCAAUCGCUACACGAGGGCGGCGCCGGAUACUGGUCGCCCUUCUCAUCCCAGACCUCAGAAUGGACCUAGAAGAGAGCCUGUAAGGCCAGUCUCCAGGCCUGCCCCGGAACCCGCUGCGAAGCCCCAGGGGGGUGGGAUGAGGAUGCUGGCAGACCUUUCGGAGGACGAUGAACUUAGUGAGGGCGAUUUCGAAGAUGGGGAUGAGGAUGAUGAAGAGAUGGGUGACUGGGAUGACGAGGACGACCAAAGUGAUGAUGAUGUCGCCGACACCAAAGCCCGCGGGAAAGAGAAACGUGGGAUUGACAAGUCAAUCCCACGCGCCGUCAGGGAAAGGUUAGCUGAAGACGAUGCCGCCAUCGAGGAGUUCGAAAGGAAGCUGGGUAUCAAAAAGGGGCGAAAGUCAUUACCUAAGUCAUUUGUUGAAGACGGCUUGGCGGCUUUGAUGGACGACUUUGGGGAAGGUGAUGUCUCUGAGGGCGACGACGAUGACCGGAAAAGGAAGCGAGAUUACGAUGAUUGGCUCGCGGAAAAGAGAAGGAAGACCGCGCCUCAGCAGUCAGGGAAGGGAAGGAAGCCAGCCAACAAUGAAGACGAUUCCGACUUGGGAUCGAGCGAGGGCGACGAGGCGGACAGCUUUGGCGGUUUCAGCGAAGAUGACGAAGGCCUUGAUGACGAGGAAGAUGGAGAUUCUGACGAUGACGAAGAAAUGGGCGGGUUUAGUGACGAGGGUGACCCAUUCGAUGAGUCCGACGCUGGCGAGGAGCCGGAGACCAAACCUCGGCAGCGCGAAAACCCAUAUGUGGCGCCGACUACUGGCGCAGUCGUCGCAAAAUACGUGCCACCUUCAUUACGCAAAGCCCAGGGGUCCGAGGGCGAGGCUCUGGCCCGCCUUCGGAAGCAAGUCCAAGGUUUGAUCAAUCGAUUGACGGAUGCCAACAUUCUGUCCAUCGUGCAGUCAGCCGAGGAAUUGUACCAGAAUAAUGCUCGAGGCGAGGUCACCGAAAUGUUAACGGAAUUGAUCCUGGCUCAAGUUUCCAAGCCUGAAAGCCUGCCAGAUCAAUUCUUUGUUUUGACUGGAGGUUUCGCUGCGGCGAUAUACAAGAUUAUCGGUGCCAGCUUCGGUUCCCACCUCGUUCGCCGAGUUGUCGAGGACUUUGGUCGGCAGUACGACCAUGCUAAAGCGUACGAAGGCGAAGUGGCGGCAAUUCCUAAAGAAGCAUCCAAUCUUCUCACCUUUCUAUCCCAGUUGUACGUCUUUGAGGUGGUCACUUGCAAAAUUGUUUUCGACUACAUGGAGAGACUGUUGAGCGACCUUGGCGAGCUGAACGUGGAACUCCUGCUUCGCAUAUGCCGGAUGGGUGGCAGGCUGCUUCGCCGAGACGACCCACACGCUCUCAAGCAGGUUUCUAGCCUCCUGGGCAAGGAGGUGACCAAGGUCGGGCAGACGAAUGUCUCUGUUCGAACCAAGUUCAUGAUCGAGACCAUCAACGACUUGAAGAACAGCAAGCCAAAAGCCAAGGGUCUUGAUUCUGCCGUCGUGUCCGAACAUGUACUACGAAUGAGGAAGCGUCUGGGAGAGUUGAAAUCGCAGUCGCGAAGGCUCGAUGGACUCUCGCCUAUGGGUAUAAGCCUUCAGGAUGUUGAGAAUGCCGAUACUCUGGGUAAAUGGUGGCUUGUCGGAGCCAGUGUUCCAGUCAAGCCUGAAGAUGCUAAGGGGGCAAAAGGGAACGGUGUUGCGAAGAGCGCCGGUAAGAACUACGAAUCUGAUGAAGAGGAUCUGGAGUUUAUCCUCCCCGACUAUCCCAAGAAGGCCAGGGCACAAGGCCUGAGCACACCAGGACAGAUCGCCAUAUUCACAGCCCUGCUAUCUGCCGUGGAUGCGGAGCAAGGGUACCACCAGUACGUGACUCUCAAGCUCAAGAAAGAUGAGCAGCUGGAAAUUGCCCGCGUACUGGUGCAGUGUGUCGGGAGCGAGCCACAGUACAACCCGUACUAUGCACUUGUGGCCAAGCAGGCUGUUAGUAACAGCAAGGUGCGGUUUGCCUUCCAGAACAGGCUCUGGCAGAUCUUCCGCGGGCUUGGGGAGUCUCUUUUUGGAGAGGAGGCGGACGAUGAUGAUACUGCAGACACGGACAGGAUGAAGGACCCCCAGCGGAUGAAGAAUGUUGCUCAGUUCUACGCGUCACUCAUCACGGAUGGCUCACUGAAUAUCAGUAUUCUGAAGCCCCUGGACCUGCCCCGACUUGGUUCAUCAUGCUCUACGUUUCUGGAAUGGCUUAUGAUCUAUCUACUCAAGGAAUGCAAGUCAAAGAACAGUGAGAAGGAGGACGCUCGGGUUGCCAAGGUGUUUGGGGCUGGCAGGGAUCUACCGGGUCUCUCGGCCGGUAUUGGCUGGUUCCUUCGCAAGAGGGUGCGCAAGUCUAAACUAAUCAGCAGCAAGGAGUUAAAGAAGCUGGAGGCCGUGAGAGAGAAGGCCGAAGGAGCGGCCCAAGCUAUCAGGAUGGAUGAAUAA